This is a messenger RNA of Staurois parvus, 1278 nucleotides long. NCBI's taxonomy places the organism in Eukaryota, Metazoa, Chordata, Amphibia, Anura, Ranidae. The record is from the annotation of a GenBank genome assembly.
AUGUGUUUGGACAGGGUGCUGAUUGUGCCGUCUGCUCUCUUUCUCUACAGACCCUCCAGUACAGAUGCAAUCAGGUUCUAUCGGACAUCAGCCGUCUGCAGGCAGGACGUGGUGACCGUCAACACACCAGCAUUUGCUGAAUCUGUCACAGAGGGAGAUGUCAGGUGGGAGAAAGCUGUCGGGGAUGCCGUAUCUGAGGAUGAAGUUGUGUGCGAGAUUGAGACUGACAAGACAUCGGUGCAAGUUCCCGCCCCUACAGCUGGAGUUAUCGAGGCUCUUUUGGUCCCUGAUGGCGGAAAGGUGGAGAGUGGAACUCCACUCUUUGUCCUUAGGAAGUCUGGAGCUGCUCCUAAAAGCAAAGCGGCCGAGGCUGCAGCUCCUCCUCCAUCUGUAGCUCCUCCUACAGCCAGCCCUCAGCCUGCUUCAGCCCCACCUCCUGCUGCUGGUCCAAUACCCACAACUCUCCCACCUGUGCCACCCGUCUCUUCCCAACCACUGGAAACCAAGCCUGUGUCUGCUGUGAAGCCAACAACUGCCGCUCCUGUGUCUGAGGUCGCCCCAGCUGGCAGCGCACGCACAGAACACAGGGUGAAAAUGAACCGCAUGCGGCAGAGAAUCGCUCAGAGGUUGAAGGAAGCUCAGAACACGUGUGCUAUGCUGACCACCUUCAAUGAGGUGGAUAUGAGUAACAUCCAGCAGAUGAGGACGCAGCACAAAGACGCUUUCCUGAAGAAACACACCCUAAAGCUCGGCUUUAUGUCCGCUUUCGUUAAAGCUGCAGCCUUCGCCCUCCAGGACCAGCCGGCUGUCAAUGCUGUUAUUGAUGAUACAACGAAGGAGAUCGUGUACCGAGACUACAUAGACAUCAGUGUGGCUGUAUCUACACCCCGGGGUCUGGUGGUUCCUGUGUUACGCAAUGUGGAGUCUAUGAACUUUGCUGACAUUGAACGGACCAUUGCGGAGCUUGGAGAAAAGGCUCGCAAGAAUGAGUUGGCAAUUGAAGAUAUGGAUGGUGGCACCUUCACGAUCAGUAAUGGAGGGGUUUUCGGGUCCCUGUUUGGCACACCUAUCAUCAAUCCCCCACAGUCAGCCAUCCUGGGAAUGCAUGGCAUAUUUGACCGACCUGUGGCCAUAUCUGGAAAGGUGGAGGUGCGCCCAAUGAUGUAUGUUGCGCUAACUUAUGAUCAUCGAUUAAUAGACGGCAGAGAAGCAGUCCUUUUCCUGCGCAAGAUCAAGUCGGUAGUGGAGGAUCCUCGUGUUCUCCUUCUGGACCUCUGA